AUGAAGUGCUUCUCCUGGAAUGUACGGGGCCUUAAUAGCGAUGCAAGGAAGCUAUCUAUUAAAAGGUGGAUUACCACUAAUCGUCCUAUUAUAGGAGGACUUUUGGAAACUCGUGUUCAGCAACAAAAUUUGGUUAGUAUGAUCAGUCAGAUUGCUCCUGGUUGGCGGUUUACUACAAACCACUCUCUAGAGGCAGAUAAUGGAAGGAUUGUUAUUAUUUGGGAACCUUUUCUAUCUGUGGUGGUUUAUCUCAAGACUUCUCAGUUGGUUUUAUGUGGAGUUCACAACCCUACUACAAACAAAGCGUUUACAGUUGCAUUCCUCUAUGCCAAGAAUAGAACCGUUGAGCGUGUACCCCUUUGGAAUCUUUUAAAGGAAUUGGCAGCUUCUUCUCUCCUUCAGAAUUCACCUUGGAUUAUUAUGGGAGACUUUAAUCAGGUCAUCUCUCUCUCGGAAGUCUACUCCCUCUUACCAGCCACCGUAUGUAUGCAGGGCAUGACUGAUCUUCAGGAAUGCCUUUCAUCAUCUGGUUUGUUUGAUUUAUCUCCUAAAGGAUGCUUCUUUACUUGGACCAACAAAAGUUCAACGAAUCCUAAGGCGAGGAAGCUUGACAGAGUGCUUGUGAAUGAGAAGUGGCAGGAUAUUUAUCCGGAUUCUAAUGCUUUCUUUGAUGUACCUGGUGGUUCUGACCAUUCACCGGCUCUUGUUACUUUGGAAAACGGCCUUGGUACUAGAAAAUCAAGGUUUAACUUCUUCACCUUCUACACUUCUCAUCCACAGUAUUCUCACUUGAUGGAGGUUGCUUGGAAUUGUCAGAUUAUUGCGUCUAGUCCGAUGUUUUCUCUAUACCAGAAGCUUAGAUCGGCUAAGCUUUGUUGCAAAGGUUUAAAUCAACGGAGUUUCAGUAAUAUCCAGUCUCGGACAAAGCUAGCUUUUGAAAAGCUUGAAAACAUUCAGAGGCAGGUUCUCAUUAACCCUUCUCAGAGUUUAUUUGAGGAAGAAAGGGUGGCAAGAGAUGAUUGGCUGCUUUUCUCUUUAGCAGAAGAAUCCUUCUUCCAUCAGAAGUCAAGAAUUCGGUGGCUCUCCAUGGGAGAUGCUAACACAAGGUUUUUCUAUCGAGUUGUUCAGGCUAAUUUAUCCAGGAAUAUUAUCCAUUUUCUAAGGGACGAGGCUGGCUUGAAAAUCACAGAUCCGGUGUUGAUAAAAGGAAUGGCCUCUCAAUUCUAUUUAGAUUUAUUGGGGACAGCUAAUGAUUUUGUAGCAUCGGGAAGGAGAUGUCUCUUCUGGCAUGAUAAUUGGACAACGCUUGGUCCCUUAAUUGACAUUACAAGUUCUAAUGGUCCUCGGGUUACUGGAAUUUCAUCUGCAUCAUCGGUUUUUCAGGCUCUUGAAACUGAUUCUUGGUUGAGGUCUAGAGGAAGGCAUCCUAUUUUGGUUUUGCUUAGAUCUUGCAUUCCAACUACUCCUCUUUUCUCUACUGAAGAUGAUUUAUAUCUCUGA
Messenger RNA from Arabis nemorensis, 1500 nucleotides. NCBI's taxonomy places the organism in Eukaryota, Viridiplantae, Streptophyta, Magnoliopsida, Brassicales, Brassicaceae. The record is from the annotation of a GenBank genome assembly.